UUAAAUUCAAUUUUCUUCUCUUUUUUGUUUGUUGAAAGUAGAUUGGAACAGAUAUCCCCAAUGGCCUAGUAUCUGGAAAUCGACAAGAAGUAUAAAAUGGGAGGAGAACGAGCUUACUCAUUCUCGUAUCAUCGAUCGGUUUACGACGAGCACGCCGGCGAACGACGACCUCUUGUCGAAGAUCGGAGGAGAACGGCUGCACCACCAUCACACCUCACAGCAAAACGAUUUCCACGACAGUACGGCAAUUACGGGAUGACAAACUGCGGUGCUGAAUCAACAUCGGCACCGCCACAAGCAAACGGACAUCUUCGGCCACCAGGCAUUCAACCACAUCGGAAUCCAUUCACACCGCCACCUCUUCCGUCUCCUGAUGAGUUUGAUGACGCGAUUAAUUGCUCACCGUGUUGUGAUGAUCCGAAUGUUAGCCGAACAUUCAAAGCAUUAAUAUUGGGACAAAUUCUAUCACUAUGCUUAUGCGGAACGGGUGUCUCUAGUCAAUUAUUGGUUAAUCAAAAUGUCAAUGCACCAGCUGCCCAAGCUUUCUCCAACUACUUCCUUCUCUGUUUCGUGUAUUGUAUCUCGCUAGCGUGUAAAAAUGAUGAAAACGGUUUGGUAGUUGUGCUUCGGAAACGAGGAUGGAGGUAUCUGAUAUUGGCGAUUAUUGAUGUUGAAGCAAAUUACAUGAUCGUCAAAGCAUAUCAGUACACAAAUUUGACAUCUGUACAGUUAUUAGACUGUGCAACUAUUCCGACAGUUCUCUUCCUUUCCUGGUUGUUUUUAUCGGUUAGGUAUUUGGCUUCACAUAUUCUUGGCGUAACAAUCUGCAUAAUCGGUAUCGCAUGUGUCAUUUGGGCGGAUGCACUGGGUGACAAAGGAGCACUGGACGGUGGAUCGAACAAAGUUCUCGGGGAUAUUCUGUGUCUAGCGGCGGCUGUAAUGUAUGCGAUAUGUAAUGUAGCAGAGGAAUUCCUUGUGAAACAGCACUCUAGAACAGAGUAUCUCGGAAUGCUUGGACUCUUUGGAUGUAUUGUUUCCGGUGUGCAGACAGCCGUAUUCGAACAAGAAGCCUUGUCGAAAAUCGUGUGGGAUGGGACUAUUGUCUCCUAUUUUGCGUUGUUCGCCUUUUCAAUGUUCAUAUUCUACUCAUUGGUUACUGUAGUUCUGCAGAAGACGUCCGCAUUGAUGUUCAAUCUAUCGACACUGACCGCCGAUUUUUAUUCGCUCUUGUUUGGAAUCUUUAUGUUUAAGGAUACGUUCCACUACCUGUACUUUGUUUCAUUCAUCGUUUGCAUAAUCGGAUCCGUAAUUUAUUCAAUGAAAGAGACACAAGUUCGCGAUGCGGAUGAACCCCGACGAGUAUGUCCGUGCCUUUUUGUGUGUUGCUGUUGUUGCGGGUGCUGUUUUGAGGAAGGAGAUAGUACCGAAGGAUCCAUUGAUGUAUCACCAUCUCCAAAUGAACGAAUGCAGAUGGGCCUGAACCCACGUGGCUCAAUGAGCCCAUGUCCUGUACACGGUGGAAGUCAGCAACUAUCCCACUUAUAGUUUUUUGACUAUUCCUUUCGAAUUUCCUUUCAAUUUGUUACGUGUUACCAAGAUUCACCUCUUUCCGUUCUUUUUUUUAAAUAUCAAUUGGUUUGCAUUGUUUCAAGUGCCCCCUGAUUUCUGCUCCUUAAUUCACUUAUCUGUUUUCUCACGGGUUUAGGAUAUUUUUUCUGUUAUUUUUUUUGACUAUGGAAUUAUAAAGAAAAUCGAAUUUCAAA
Caenorhabditis elegans is the source of this 1763-nucleotide messenger RNA. It is a transcript of the gene Y73E7A.3, whose product is annotated as Solute carrier family 35 member F2. The record is from RefSeq and is marked reviewed. The coding region runs from base 97 to 1545 and encodes 482 amino acids. Gene Ontology annotation, biological process: transmembrane transport. NCBI's taxonomy places the organism in Eukaryota, Metazoa, Nematoda, Chromadorea, Rhabditida, Rhabditidae. Gene Ontology annotation, molecular function: transmembrane transporter activity. Gene Ontology annotation, cellular component: membrane; endomembrane system. The transcript has 12 exons.